Messenger RNA from Syngnathus typhle (broad-nosed pipefish), 1382 nucleotides. Its product is annotated as 5-hydroxytryptamine receptor 3A-like. The record is from RefSeq and is a predicted model, not a curated record. Gene Ontology annotation, biological process: chemical synaptic transmission; regulation of membrane potential; monoatomic ion transmembrane transport. Gene Ontology annotation, cellular component: membrane; neuron projection; synapse. The transcript has 8 exons. Bases 79 to 1362 code for a protein of 427 amino acids. Lineage: Eukaryota; Metazoa; Chordata; Actinopteri; Syngnathiformes; Syngnathidae. Gene Ontology annotation, molecular function: transmembrane signaling receptor activity; extracellular ligand-gated monoatomic ion channel activity; neurotransmitter receptor activity.
CCUAUUUAAGAGUCUGGAACGCCAGAAGACGACCAAUAGGUUGGACGUGGCAAGCGCUUGAUUGUGACUCGGCUCGCCAUGCAAGCGCAAGACGGCCGCGCUCUGUGGAGGGCGGCGCUUCUAUGGACGCUUCUCUGCGGAGGAGGCGCCAGUGAUAACUGCACCAGCCGCCGAUGUCUGGCCAACGAUCUGGUCAACAGAAAACUAAUAACUCAGCCACAGAGUGAAAAUUGCUCUGAGUACAUCUACGUGUCAUCCAUCGAGUAUCAGACCAUCAAAGUUGACACAAAGAACCUCCGUCUCGGCUGCCGUUUACAGGCGACAAUUGUAAGCAACGAGACGCGUGGUUCAAAAUGGAGUGACGUCGAGCCAAUGUUCAGGUCGGCCGUUAACUCGGAUCGCACCCGCAGGAAUGGACAGAUUACGAUUUGUACUGGGACCCGUCCGUUUACCCCUAUGAGGAGCAUAUCGUCAAGCACGCAGAACAGGUUCCGUGACCUGAUUGUGUUCAGCAACGGCACCCUGCGCCACCGUGUGGUGAUGGCAGCUGAGGUCAACUGCGAGUUCAACCUCUUCAACUACCCCUUUGCUGAGGACGAAUGUCCCGUGGCCAUCCAGACCUGGUCUUCCCAAGGAUGCGGCACCUUCAUGGAGAUCGGCGAGGUGGCGGUGUAUGAUGGCAGCCACGGCGACUGGGAAACCUUGGGCGCUUACCUGGAAUCGCCAUCCGAUGAACAAUUCUAUAUCUCGGUGAUCUUGAAGAUCCGGCAGCAGAACCCCUUUAUCACGCUAAUGCUUCCUAGCAUUCUGCUCAUCCUGGCCGACAUGGUGAGCUUCGCCUUGCCGCUGGGCUGCGGCGAGCGCAAUUCCUUCAAGGUCACGCUGGUGCUCAGCUUCACUAUGUUCCUGCUCAUCCUCAACGACCAGCUGCCCGGUGACAGCGAGUGCACUCCCGUCAUAAAGAACCACUUUUGCGUGUGCCUGGUCUUGCUGGUGGUGAGCAUGCUGGUGUCCAUGGUCCUGACACGGGUGGCCAUGGACGGAGGCCUCAUCUUCUGCUGCUCCUCCGGAAGAGCCAAAGCUGGUGACGGGCAGAGAAGGGCUGACCAGGAUGACAAAGCGGACAUGAGUGUCAUCCGGCUGGACAACUCUGAGGAACAGCAGAUGCACAGAAAGUUGAUGGACUUCCUGGAUGCCAUCAAAGCCAAGGAAGCGGAGUGCGAGCGCAACAAGGCGCUCGCAGACAGGAUUGACAAAACCUUUUUCUGGUUCUAUUUCAUUCUGGGCACACUGUACUUUUGCGCUAUGAUUGUGGUGAUGGUGAAAUACAAAUGCGAAGUGGACCACUUGGAUUUCUGGUAAAAGCCAGUGGUGCCAAGUAA